AAGACCAAGAUUAUAAUGUUGUAAGUACAAAAUAAUUAGCUCAUUUUUUUAGCCAUCAGCUGAAAAAAUAAAAUGGGAAGAGUCUCGGAUCCCAGCAUUCUUAAAUACAAAGACCAAGAUUAUAAUGUUAUAAGAGAUCAAUGUUUGGCUAAAGGAGAACUCUGGACUGAUCCUGAGUUUGGACCUAAUGAUAUUGCGCUAUGGGAGGGAGAACCAAAGAUACAGGGCAUUGAAUGGAAACGACCCAGGGACAUCAACCCCGAGGCCAGGAUGUUUGUUGACGGUGUAAGUGCAAAGGAUGUAGAUCAAGGUCGUCUUGGUAACUGCUGGUUCGUUGCAUCUGUGGCUUGCAUUGCUCAGGAUCCUCUACUUCUCAACAAGGUUAUACCAGAUGGUCAGGAUUACGGUGACCAGGACAGUGGCGUGUUUCUGUUCAAGUUCUGGAGGUUCGGUGAAUGGAUAGAGGUUAUAGUUGACGACUGGCUGCCCACUAUUGAUGGCACUCUCAUUUACAUGCACAGCAAGGAGAAUAACGAAUUCUGGAGUGCUUUGCUCGAGAAAGCUUACGCUAACAUCGCACAGCCUUGCUUAAAUCGAGUACAACGUGUACAUCGCUACUUGUACAUAAUGAGCUAUACAUUGGAAUCCCUGCAUCGAUUGGAGAAGGACAUUCGGGGAACUUUCGAUUCGUUGACUGGAGCAGCUAAGUGUAAAAACAUCACUGAAGUUACGAAGCAUGUUCUUAUGAAAGGGAACAAUGUCAGCAAAGACUCACUUGCUGGAUUUGUCAUGGAAUUUGUUAAGAUUGUAAACUGCAGCACAGACAUUCUUAAAUCUGCGUCAUCAAAUAUUGACACUUUGAAAUCUGAUCAGAUUGUAAAUCAGAAACUUAUGUUGGAGCUUAAGGACGAAAUUAUUCAGAAGAAGGACAAUCAUGUUCAGAAAGUUCAGGAGGUCGUCAAAACAGAAGUUAAAUCGUUUAGCGACAUAGUGAAGCAGAACAGUCCACAGAUCCCAGGCAAAACUUUGCAAGCGGCUGUGAAAUCAGCAGUUGACAAUGAUAAUCGCAGUCGCUGUGUGAUGGUAUACGGACUCAGGGAGGAUCCUAAAACCAAUCUUGAUACAGUUGUGGGAGGUAUGCUUAGUGAAAUUGCUGGAGCAGAAAAACCCUUCGUGAGGGAAUGUUACCGUCUGGGAACUGCGAAGCCUGGCCAACAUCGUCCAGUCAGAGUUUGCUUCAGCCGAUCAGACUCAGUUUCUGUUGUGCUCAGUAAUGCUAAGAACUUGAAGCAGUCGUCACAGUUCAAUAAAACAUUUCUGAGUCCUGAUCGAUCUCCUGAGGAGAGGCUGAUACGGAGAAAACUUGUUGAAUCUUUAAAAGCAAAGAUGGAGAAAGAGCCAGAAAAGUAUCACUUCAUACGAGGAGGAGAGAUCUGCACCACUGAAAGAAAAGUGACCCCGCAACACAGCACGGAAAAGAAGACGAUUCCACAACACUCAGGAUUCUCGAUUCCGCAACAUUCAGGAUUCUCCACUUCGAGUAAUCGUGCUGCUGGCCUCAACAAAUCUUUUACGCAGGGACCAUGGAUUCCAGGAACACUGUCCAUUAGUACUCCGAUGAAAAAGCGAUGA
Molecule: messenger RNA, 1632 nt
Organism: Bolinopsis microptera
Lineage: Eukaryota; Metazoa; Ctenophora; Tentaculata; Lobata; Bolinopsidae
Exons: 6
Coding region: 73-1632 (519 amino acids)
Biological process (GO): proteolysis
Cellular component (GO): cytoplasm
Molecular function (GO): calcium-dependent cysteine-type endopeptidase activity
Source: RefSeq, a predicted model, not a curated record